GCACCGGGCAGGCCCAGCUGCCCGCCUGCUCACCUGCAGCCUGCGCCCCGAGUCCACAGGAAGUGCCCCCCUCGGUGGGGAGCAGAGGAAACAGGGGCAGGUGGGGGGCGGGGGCGGGGCCGCGGUGGAAGCCGGGGUUCCUGUCAUGUGACCCCUGCCCUGGGCUCUUCACAGCUCUGCCAGGCCUGCGGAGAGCCAGCCUGAAGGGGUCCCCUCGGGUCACCUGACCCCUCAUCCGCAAGAUUCUUUCUCCUCGAGUCUGGGCACGCCACGGCCGAGACCUUGACUCCGGCCCCAGGCGCCUGGCGUCCCUCCUGGGGACGGCCCCGGUGAGAUGCUGCCACGGCGGUCCCGGCAGGCGGGGCAGGCCCACGGGCAGCCGGCGCCCGAGCCCGGGGCGGAGGAGCUCUGGGAGCAGGAGAUGGAGCGGCUGCGCGGCUCGCGGGCGCCCGUGCGCACGCUGCCCUACGCCAUGGUGGACAGGCGCCUGGUCCGGCAGCUGCGGGAGCCCGAGGGGGCGAAGACCUCGUGCUGGCAGCGGUGGCAGCGAAGGCGGUCGGCUGCGGGAAGGCGCCUGGGGGAGGCAGCGCAGAGGCUGGCGCGGGGCUUUGGACUCUGGGAGGGCGCCCUCUACGAGAUCGGGGGCCUCUUUGGCACCGGAAUCCAGUCCUACUUCACGUUCCUUCGGUUCCUGCUGAUGCUCAACCUGCUGACCCUGCUUCUGACCUCCAGCUUCGUGCUGCUGCCCCUGGUCUGGCUCCGCCCCCCGGACCCAAGCCCCGCCCUUAACUUCACCCUCCAGUGCCCUGGCGGCCCCCAGCCCCAGGCGGGCUCCCUCUAUUUCUAUGAUCAGCUGUGGGACAUUUUAACUGGCAGAGCCUUCAACAACACCUACCUCUUCUACGGUGCCUACCGGGCGGGGCCCGAGAGCGGCUCCACUUACAGCAUCCGCCUGGCCUACCUGCUGAGCCCGCUGGCCUGCCUGCUCCUCUGCUUCUGCGGGACGCUGCGGCGGAUGGUGAAGGGGCUGCCGCAGAAGCUGUUCCUGGGCCAGGACUACAGGGCCCCUCUCAGUGCCAAGGUCUUCUCCUCCUGGGACUUCUGCCUCCGGGGGCAGGACGCAGCCACCAUCAAGAAGCACGAGAUCAGCAACGAGUUCAAGGUGGAGCUGGAGGAGGGGCAGCGCUUCCUGCUGAAGCAGCAGCAGACCCGGACCCAGCGAGCCUGGCAGCUGCUCCACUACCUGUGGGUCAACCUGCUCAUCGGGCUCCUGGUGGUCGGGGCCAUCAGCGCCAUCUUCCAGGCCACCAAGUACUCACAGGACAACAAGGAGUCCCUGUUCGUGCUGCUCCAGUACCUGCCCCCCGGGGUCAUCUCCCUGGUCAACUUUCUUGGUCCUCUGCUGUUCAUGUUCCUGAUCCAGCUGGGGAACUACUCCCCCAACACGGAGGUCAACCUCACCCUCAUCUGGUGCGUGGUGCUGAAGCUGGCCAGCCUGGGAAUGUUCUCCUUCUCCCUGGGCCAGACCAUUCUGUGCAUCGGCCGAAACAAGACCAGCUGUGAGUCCUACGGCUACGACGCCUGUGACUACCAGUGCUGGGAGAACCUGGUGGGGGAGGAGCUGUACAAGCUGAGCGUCUUCAACUUCCUGCUCACGGUGGCCUUCACCUUCCUCGUCAGCCUGCCUCGGAGGCUGCUGGUGGAGCGAUUCUCAGGCCGGUUCUGGGCCUGGCUGGACCGGGAGGAGUUCCUGGUGCCCAAGAAUGUGCUGGACAUCGUGGCAGGGCAGACGGUCACCUGGAUGGGCCUCUUCUUCUGCCCCCUGCUGCCCCUGCUCAACAGCAUCUUCAUCUUCCUCACCUUCUACAUCAAGAAGUACAACCUGCUGAGGAACUCCAAGGCGUCUUCUAGAAGAUUCCGAGCCUCCAGCUCCACCUUUUUCUUCCAGCUCGUGCUCAUCCUGGGGCUGCUGCUGGCCACCGUGCCCCUGGGCUACGUGGUCAGCAGCAUCCACUCCUCCUGGGACUGCGGCCUGUUCGCCAACUACUCGGCCCCCUGGCAGGUGGUCCCGGAGCUGGUGGCCCUCCAGCUGCCGCCCCUUGGCCAGCGAGCCCUCCGCUACCUGGGCUCCCAGGCCUUCAGCUUUCCCCUCCUCAUCCUGCUCAGCCUUAUCCUGACCGUGUGCAUCUCCCAGUCCCAGGCUAAGGCGAGGGCCAUCCAGGGGCUCCGGAAGCAGCUGGUGUGGCAAGUCCAGGAGAAGUGGCACCUGGUGGAGGACCUGUCGCGGCUGCUGCCAGAGCCGGGCCUCGGUGACUCUCUGGGGCCUGAGUCUCCUCUCUUUCGAUCUUCGCGCGCGAGAUCCUUCUGCCCCGGAUUCCCGUGCCCCGGGUCCCCGGGCCCCAGGUCCCCCCGGCCCUCCCCCUCCCGCGGAUCCUUCCUGUAGGUUCCGCUUCCCAGCAGCGCCGAAGCCCGACGUGCACACCUCAGCUCGACCCCAGAGCACCCCUUGCCCCACGCUCCUGCCCCCUGGGUGACCACAGCCUCCCAGUGGGCGCCCCAAAGCGGGAUCACACACCCGAGGGCAGCAAGAAGACGAUGUGGAAAUUUGUGUUUGUAGUUCAUACUUUUAUCUUAUUUUUUUAAAUUUUCUGUUUUGUUGUCUUAUAAUGUCCCUAACGUAUUAGUAUGAUAACCCAUAAAUACAGUUUAUAAAUAUA
Messenger RNA from Phyllostomus discolor (pale spear-nosed bat), 2717 nucleotides. RefSeq names its product transmembrane channel like 8 (gene TMC8). Lineage: Eukaryota; Metazoa; Chordata; Mammalia; Chiroptera; Phyllostomidae. The transcript has 16 exons. Gene Ontology annotation, molecular function: mechanosensitive monoatomic ion channel activity. The record is from RefSeq and is a predicted model, not a curated record. Gene Ontology annotation, cellular component: plasma membrane. The coding region runs from base 335 to 2443 and encodes 702 amino acids.